UCUCAACGAGGAAGGAGGGGGUUGAUGCCAUCGUACGGGUCGUUUCCGAUUUACUUCCAGGGUAGUGCUCCUUUUGUCCGGAUGCGGUUGGUAGGGCGAUCACAGCUUGGAUGCGGGUAGAGGUCUAAACCCUGAGAUUUUGUGUCGUUUUUCACUCGCUGAACCCUGCCAUCCCUAACCACUUACCUCUCCCUCUCGUCCUGCUAAGUCUACUCGCUCCCACCCGUCUUAUCUCUCCUCUCUGACCGCCUUGCGUCCCACGUUUCCCGCUGACCGCCUGUCGUCUGUUGACUGUAGCUGCGGUCGCCCGUCGCACCGUUGGCGAGAGCAUGCGACCGCCGCUUAACGCGCCCCUGCCCCUGGCGGGUAAGGACCCGUCCCCAGCCCCGCCAGCAUUUUUGCCUCUCCCCUCCUCCGCCUUCCCCACCGGGUCCCGCGAGCGGCUGCGCGCAUUGCUUGCGGAGGCCACGGCAAAUGCGCCACCCUCGUCCGCCAACCCCUGUGCUGCCGAUGGCGCGUCUGCGCUCGCCGCGUGCUCGUCGCUGGGCCGAGGAUCCGCCGGGCUGAGCAGCGAGGCAGAAUGCAGCGCAGCGGACGACGUGGCGUGCACUGCGGGUGAGGUGUGGGAGAGGGGGGAGAGGGGGGAGAGCGAAGAAGUGGCGAUAGCGGAUGGCGAGGGGCGGAGAGCGGGCGAAGAAGCAGGCGGCGAGGAGGACGUGGCGUCGGGGUGGGGUGCGAGCGGGGAUGGCGCCCAGCCGCAACCGCAUGCGGGGCGCCUCGUACCGCCGCAAGUGGCAGGCAGCGGGCAGCCAUGCGACGCCGCCAUCGCCGCCGCCAACCCCUUCGCGCGCCCUCCAGCGCCGCCGCGGAUGCCCGUGGUGCCGCCCGCGGCGUGCGCCAGACGCCGGCCCCCCAGCGGGUCUAAGAGCUUCGCACAGCGACUGGCGGCACGCGCCGCUGCUGCCGGCGAUGGGGUUGCGGGAGGCACGGAAGGGGGCAGCGCGCGCGGCAUGGCAAGCGUCCCCGCGCGGCUGGUGACGGGCGCGAGCGCGUCGGGACCCGUGUGCUUCCUCAUCGCGGGGGGGCUGAGCCCCGCCGCGCUGCUGGACUCGCCCGUGGUGGCGCACAGCCAGCCCUCCGCCAGCACACCGCUCCUGCCGCAGGGGGGCUUGGAGGGGGCAGCGGGAGGACGGGGGGGGCACACGGCGCUCACCGCCAUGCAGCGCCACACCCAUGCUGCGUGCAUGCUGCCCUGCUCCACUGCUCCGCCCUCUGAUAAUGGCGGCAGCGCCAUGGGGGGGGGACAUGGCCACGGCCAUGGGCAAGAGGGCGCGACAGGGGGGGUGGCAGGGGGCGACGUGGCAGUCCAGGAGUGCACAUAUGGUGAGACACACACAGAGGCGCUCUCAGGAGCAGCGGUAGGAGGCGAGGACUUGCAGCGACAGAGUGGGGAGCAGUGGGCGGGCGACAGGGAUUGGCAGCAGCAGCGUGGAGGGGUGGCGGGCAGCGACAUGCAUGUCUGGUGGCAGCGCUGCAGCGCGGAGGGAGAGCAGGGUGAACGGGUGCUGGAUGGGCAUGAGCAUGGGGAGGAUGCGGCACAAUGGGAAGCAGAGGGCGAGGAGGAGGGCGGUGGGGGAGGGGAUAUGGAAAGGGACGGGGAAAGGGAUGGAGGGGGGGAUGCAGAGGCCAUGGGUGCAGCAGCAGCGGCAGGAGCAGCAGCAGGCUGGGCAGGGGACGGGUACAACUGGCGAAAGUACGGACAGAAGGUGGUGCGCGGCGAGGUGAACCCGCGGAGCUACUACCGCUGCACGGCGCCCGGCUGCCCUGCCAAGAAGCAGGUGGGCGUGGGAGCGCGCGGACAGCUGCUGGACUGCCACUACCAUGGCCGCCACUGCCAUGCCCCGCCGCCGCCCCCCGCCCGCCCCCUCGCCGUGCCCUCUGCCGCUGGCAGCGCUGGCAGCAUGGACGUGGGCGCGAAUGCAGACUCCAGCAGUGGCGGUUGCGUGAGGAGGGAGGGGGAGCACAGUGAUGGCCGUGGUGGCCUGGCGCACAGGGGGGGAGGGGUGGAGGGCGUGGGGCAGGGCAGGGACGAGGAGGUGAGGAAGGGAGAGGAGUGUGAGGGGGGGAGAGAGGCAAACGGGUGGGAGAAGGAAGGGAGGGGCGGCAACAGUGAGGAUGCGUCGCGGUCUCGGAGCAGCUUUGAGGGCGGCGAGGGCGAGGGGGGGAGUGCGGGCAGGAAGGCGGAGGGCGAGGCGAGCAGCAAAGAGCAGCGCAAGAGGCGGCCGGAGCCGUUCUGCGGGCAGCGCGUGCAGCGCGGGCCCAAGGUGGUGGUGCGCGCGGUGAGCGCGGUGGACCUGCUGGACGAUGGGUACCGCUGGCGCAAGUACGGCCAGAAGCUUGUGCAUGGCAGACGCUUCCCCAGUGCCUUCCUCUCACCCUUAUCACACACUUCUCGGCAGCGGUGUCCCUGGGGUAUUGGGUUUGAUCUUCUUGGCUCAUUCCCUUUCUCUGACUCCUUUUCCCGCCCUCCCUUCUCUUCCGUAUAUUGAUGCAACCUGGAUACAAGGUAGUCAAGGUACGGUACGUGGUACAAUCGGUACAGCAAGCAAGUUCUCUCUCUCUCUCUCUCUCUCUCUCUCUCUCUCUCUCUCUCAAGCGGUCCUUGUAUUGAUUGAGAACGUUGUACAUACUAAACAUGUGGGCGAAUUUCAAACCUAUCAAAGGUACGUGUAUGCUGGGGAUGGGCAGCCGGACUACUGGAGCUCCCCGAGGGGCUCCGCUAUGGCAAAACAGUCCCCUAGGCCCAUGAUGGCGUCAGGGGUACCCACGGGGGGGUACUCUGCCGGGGCAGCCUCGUUGACCUUUCCGAGGUAGGCCAGGGCCUGUGCCCGCUGGAGCGUGACGGACCAGCGCUGGCGGAACUGAUGCAGCAGCUUCGCCGCCUGGUAGGAGCUCGGGUCCGCGUUGAAAAGCCGCCUUGCCCCUGUGUCCGCCAGGAGCUUCAGAAAGCCGGGAACCUCGGCGCAGGGACAGCCAUAGGUCUCCACAGCCAGGGGGAAGAAACCAACAUAAGGUGCGCGGUUACGGUAGUGAUCAAUCUUCUUAUCGGCCUGCUCCCGGGCCAUAUAUCCCCGCCCCUUGCGUGCGUGCGGGUCCCGGGUGCUGAUGGGGUCCGUGACAGUGACGUCACAGAUCCAGACGGCACCGGAGUCUCUGUCGCGCAUGGCUAGGUCGGCCUUAUGACCGUCCACCGGGCUGUAGGUAGUGGUCUCCUUGGUAACGAUGAACCCGGCAUCUCGCGCCAUACGGAUGCACUCGUCGCGGAGUGCAUUGUGGGUGUCUGUCCGGCCAUGCCCCGUGCCGCAGCGGAAGAGGUGGUUGGGCAGCCGGGGGUCAAGGAUCUCAGUCUCGUCUGCGCAGUUGCAGUUGCGUGGGGCUGGGAAAGGGAGGCCGAGGCGGAAGGCGAGGGCGGUGGCAAAGUGCGGUGGUCCGAGGCGGAGGGAGGGGAAGAUGGGGAUGGCAUGGAUCCAAUCCCCUGCCUUGUAGCCUGCCAGGGAGAACAGACGCUGUGUGUGGCCGGAGCUGGGGUUCAGCUCCAUCCCGCGUGACGCUGCCACCUGGUCCGCAUAUCGGGCGGCUUGGACUUCGAGGGAGAGCCGGUGCUGGAAUGGGGUUCCAGAUGGUUCCUGGCGUUCGGAGCGCAGGAGCUCUAGCGCACGGGUCGGCAUGGCUGCCUCACACCCUGCCAGCCAGGAAGUUGGAGGUUGCACGCGCGGAGGAGGGUGUGGAAAAGCCCCCGUCCCCACUCCGACCACUCGGGUUGUGGGAGGAAAUCCAGGGGCGUGGUGCGGGUCAGGUAACUGACCCCCCGCGAGAUGCAGCGCGUGAGGAGGAGCGACGCCGUUUGGGGGUCCAUGGAGGCGAUGGCCAAUGGCCCCCACGGCGCCCGUGAAAUGGUGGAAGGCCGCUGUGCAAGCGGCUGGUUCUCCCACGAACGUCACGUCGUCCGCGUAGGCUAGACAGAGGACGUCGGGGUGGGCGACAGCUGUUGAUUGAAGCGCGGGGUGGAUGGCUGCAGCAAAGAGCAGGGGGCCCAUGGGGUCCCCUUGUCGGACGCCCCGUGCACUCUGGAGUGGGGGGCUGGCGAACUUGUCGUCAAGGUACAGGAGUGAGGGGGAGCCGUAUGAAAAACGGAUAAACGGUAACAGCGAACGAAGGGGCGAGGCGUCGAUAGCGGUGAUGAUCGCCCCUCGCUCAACGCUGUUAAACGCGUUAGUGAGGUCCACUUGGACGAUCACGAAGCCGGGACGUGCGGAUGUGAAUGCCCGGGUGGCGUGGAUGAUUGCUUCCCCGCCGCUCCGAAUUGCGACGCCGAACUGAUGAGGCAGAAAGUAUUCUUGUGUGGGCUGAGUUGUCGAGAUGAGGGCUGCUUUGGCGGUAAGGCGAUGGAGACAUUCGCCUAUGGCGAUGGGGCGUGUUCCGCCAUCAGGUUUGCGAAGGGCCAGCAGACGUGACGCGGUUAACAGCUCGCUGACCUCCUGGGGCAGGUUACCGGCGAGGAGCAGCUGCACUAUUUCGUGUAGGAGCUUAGCAACGUGUGGAUUGGUGAGCGAGGCGUCCCGCAGGUGUUCGAAUGUCAUCCCCGAAGGACCGGCGCCCACCCCAUUUUCGCUACGCGAAAGUAGGCGAAUGAAAUGGGCGAAGUCGAGCGCCGGUGGGUUGACGUCGUCCAGGGAGGGCCACGUGAGGUCCUCGGUCAACGGCCUUGGGUGUUUAGACUUCAGCGAGUCAAGAACCUCCGGGGUUGACUCGCUGACUGGGGUUGACUGGAGUGCCAGCAGGGCUCGGCGAAGGCUGCCUCGUCGCACCAGCCCCUCAGCUCGGGAGAUUUUCCCGAGGUCGUCACGAACGUGGCGAGGGGGUGCAGGCAGUGCGACAGCAGCAGCUGCUGACUGGUAGAGGGCGUCCCACUGGCCCGCGAGGAACUGCUGCAGACGAAUCUCCAUCGCUGGCCAGUCCGGGCGUUUGGGCGAUGACAUGCGAAGAGUUAGGCGGGGGAGAAAUAGUAACAACCGCCAGCCCCCGAUUGAGGUUGGAUUUUUCGCGAGAAAAAGGAGGGGCGUCAGCAGGGCUAACGCGAACAGCUGGCGAAUAGUGGGGGGUAGUCGCCUUGAAAGAG
Molecule: messenger RNA, 5179 nt
Organism: Closterium sp. NIES-67
Lineage: Eukaryota; Viridiplantae; Streptophyta; Zygnematophyceae; Desmidiales; Closteriaceae
Source: the annotation of a GenBank genome assembly